Molecule: messenger RNA, 3390 nt
Organism: Chaetomium globosum CBS 148.51
Lineage: Eukaryota; Fungi; Ascomycota; Sordariomycetes; Sordariales; Chaetomiaceae
Exons: 4
Coding region: 1-3390 (1129 amino acids)
Biological process (GO): regulation of protein catabolic process; proteasome-mediated ubiquitin-dependent protein catabolic process
Cellular component (GO): nucleus; proteasome complex; proteasome storage granule
Molecular function (GO): enzyme regulator activity
Source: RefSeq, a predicted model, not a curated record
AUGCCGGGCCUCGUUUCAGCGACCGGAGUGCUGGCUUUCCUGGCUGACGAAGAGCCGGAGCUCAAGGUUUUUGCCCUCAAGACUCUCAACGAUGACAUUGAUACCGUUUGGACCGAGGUCGCAGGCGCAUUGAGCCAGAUUGAGGCGUUGUACGAAGAUGAGAGCUUCCCCGAGCGUCGACUCGCCGCGCUUGUGCUCGCCAAGGUCUACUUCCACCUCCAAGACUACAAUGAGAGCAUGACAUUUGCGCUUGCCGCCGGCCCUCUCUUUAAGCUUGAUGCGCCGGGCGAGUUCGAAGAGACCAUCAUCUCCAAGUGUGUUGACCAGUAUAUCGCUGUGUCAUCAUCGCGCCACACCCCCGCCAACCAAUCGAAGCAUGACGUUGCGCUGCCCGCCCUUGCCACCACUUUUGGUAGCGGUUCGCUCGACGGUUCGGCUUUGAUCUCGCCCACCACUCCCUUUUCCCAGUCGAUGCUACCUUCCAAGUCUCUUCUCUCCCGUGACUCGGUCGACAACACCAUCCUGGACCCUUCCUUCCAGCCGACCAAGGAGGGGCGCUCCGCUUCGGUGGCCCAAAUAACAGACAGCACCACCUGGACGGCCCUGGAGAACGUCAUUGAGCGGCUAUUCGAGAGCUGCCUGGCCGAGAGAAAGUAUCGGCAAGUGGUCGGUAUUGCUGUGGAGGCAAAGAAUUUGAGCGUUCUCCGCAGGGUUAUCAAGCGGGCUAUCAAAGAAGGGGAGCGGGACAAGACGAAGUCGCAAGAGGCCGAGGAGUUGAUGGACUAUGCGCUUAGCGUUUGCAUGGACAUCGUCCAGGAACGUGGUCUCCGGACCCAGAUUCUGCGUCUGAUCCUUGACCUCCUAAACGAGCUCCCGAAUCCGGAUAUGUUCGCCAUCGCCAAGUGUGUUGUUUAUUUGGACUCGGCUGAGGAAGCCUCCUCAUUGCUUCUUGAGCUCAUCCUCAACAGCAAAAGCAGCGAGAUCCCGGUUGCUUACCAAAUUGCCUUUGACCUCUAUGACAACGGAACACAGGAGUUUCUGGCAAAGGUGAUCAAGGCUCUGCCCACGCCGAAACAGCCGGAAGCGGAGCAGAGAGCCGAGAGCGCCGAGGGUGCCGCUGAGUCCGAGGCUCUCCUUCAAAAUGAGGAGAGCGACGUGGCCGAGGAUCACGUCGAAAUAUUCAAGAACGUUCGGUCAAUUCUCGAUGGAAGCGCUACAAUCAUGCUCAACUUGGAGUUCCUUUACCGCAACAACCAUACCGACUUGAGCAUUCUCAACAAGGUACGCGACAGUCUAGAAGCCCGCAAUUCCAUUUUCCACACCGCCGUCACGUUCUGCAACGCUUUUAUGAACGCGGGAACUACGCACGACAAGUUCUUUAGAGACAACCUCGAGUGGUUGGGUAAGGCUGUCAACUGGUCGAAGUUCACCGCGACUGCUGCGCUCGGCGUUAUCCACCGUGGAAAUACUAGCCAAUCCCGGAAGCUACUCGAGCCGUACCUGCCCAAGCAAGGUGGUGUGUCCAGCGGUUCCAUCUUUAGCCAGGGUGGUGCCCUCUACGCCUACGGUUUGAUUCACGCGAACCACGGCGCCGAGGCGCUGGACUACCUCCGGACCAUGUUCAACGCUGCGGACGAGGAAGUUAUCCAGCAUGGCGGGGCUUUGGGUCUCGGUAUUGCCGGUAUGGCUUGCGGUAACGAGCAAAUCUACGAGGAUCUGACUAAGGUGCUCUUCGCGGAUUCUGCCCUUAACGGCGAGGCUGUUGGCUUGGCCGUUGGCCUCAUCAUGUUGGGGACCGGAAAUGCCAAGGCUCUCGAGACCAUGUUCACCUACGCCCACGAGACGAGUCAUGAGAAGAUUGUCCGCGGGUGUGCUCUCGGCAUGGCGCUCAUUAUGUAUGGGCGGCAAGAAGGGGCAGAUAGCAUGAUCGAGGGUCUCUUGAACGACCCCGACCCGACACUGCGGUAUGGCGGUAUCCUCACAGUGGCCAUGGCCUAUUGCGGGACGGGAAGCAACAAGGCUGUCCGGAAGCUCCUGCAUACCGCCGUCAGCGAUGUCAACGACGACGUGCGCCGGAUCGCUGUCAUGAGUCUCGGCUUCAUCCUCUUCCGGAAGCCUGGCAGUGUUCCUCGCAUGGUCGAGUUACUUGCCGAGUCAUACAACCCUCACGUACGGUAUGGCUCUGCUAUGGCCCUCGGCAUCGCAUGCGCCGGUACCGGGCUGGACGAGGCCAUCGAUCUGCUUGAGCCGAUGAUGAAGGACCCGACGGACUUCGUCCGACAGGGCGCGCUCAUUGCGCUGUCUAUGAUCAUGGUACAGCAAAACGAGGCCCUGAACCCGAAAGUCACCGCGAUUCGAAAGACCCUGAAGAAAGUGGUCGGUGACCGCCACGAGGACGCCAUGACCAAAUUUGGUGCAGCCCUUGCCCUGGGUAUCCUUGAUGCUGGCGGUCGGAACUGCACUAUCGGCCUCCAGACGCAGACGGGUAACCUGAACAUGGCAGGUAUUGUUGGGAUGGCUGUCUUCACUCAGUAUUGGUACUGGUUCCCGUUCACCCACUUCCUUUCCUUGAGCUUUGUGCCCACGUCGAUCAUCGGCCUCGACCCCGACCUCGAGAUGCCCAGCAUCAAAUUCCACUGCGCCGCACGCCCAAGCCUGUUUGACUAUCCCCCUGAGCAGGAAGUCAAGGUGGAGGAGGGACCCUCCUUGGUUACGACUGCCAUAUUGUCAACCACGGCCCAGGCGAAGCGCCGCGCUCAGAAAAAGGAGCGCGCGCAGCGUCGCGAAAGCAUGGACAUUGACACCCCCACUGUCACCAAGGCACCUGCACCGGCUGGCGACAAAAUGGAUGUUGACGAUGAGAAGAAGCCCAAAGUGGAGGAGUCGAAGGAGAACGAGGGCGACGUGGUGGUGGAAAAAGAAGGCUCGGCGGGCUCGGACUCGAAGAAGAAGGUUGAGAAGGAGAAGGUCGGCUUCCCGGCCGGGCGCUACAAGCCGCCUACCGGCGGCCCAAUUCUUCUCCACGAUACGCGAGCCGGCGAACCUAAGGAGCUGAUCGAGGAGAAGCUGAAGAAGGUCACCACCGAGCGUGCCCCUGUGGCGGGCGCUGCGGCCCCUGGUACCACCCCGCGCAACGCGGCGCAGUCGCUGCUUUCAAAUUGGUCCUCGCGGGCGAUGACCGGCGCCGGCGCCAGCAACAUCCAGGACUUGAACGACCUGCUCCAGCUUACGGCGCGUGGAGCACAAGAACGUGCGGCCGAAGUUGGUAGCGGAGCCGCGGCCGCCGCGGGCGUGCUGACUGCAGUGGAUGAGGACAACGAGGGUGACGAGGAGGCACCUGCUCCAGCGGACUUCGAGUACUUUACGGAUGCCGAGGAGGAUGAGGAAUAA